Molecule: messenger RNA, 3218 nt
Organism: Onychomys torridus (southern grasshopper mouse)
Lineage: Eukaryota; Metazoa; Chordata; Mammalia; Rodentia; Cricetidae
Gene: Grm7
Product: glutamate metabotropic receptor 7
Exons: 11
Coding region: 371-3139 (922 amino acids)
Biological process (GO): G protein-coupled glutamate receptor signaling pathway; regulation of synaptic transmission, glutamatergic
Cellular component (GO): membrane
Molecular function (GO): group III metabotropic glutamate receptor activity
Source: RefSeq, a predicted model, not a curated record
CAAGCUAGGGAGGGAGAGGGAGUGGGAGGAGGAGGAGGAGAGGGAGCCCAACGACCAUUUAAAGCGAUAGCAAUCCCUGCCCUCUCCCCAGUGCUUGGCUGUUGGAGAGAGCGAGCCGCUAGCCGGGGAGCGCAAGCUCAGCGCGCGGGCCAGCAGAGCCACAGCGCCAGGUACCCAAGGCUGGCUGGCGCCCUGGGACCCCCCCACCCUCUCACGCUGCAUCUCCUCCGGCUCCUCCACCCUCUGUGCCUACAGAAGUCCCCGGGCUUCCCCCAAAGGAGCUCACCUCGAGAAGCCCGGACUUAGGAGAGCCCACCAGCAUUCCCUCCAGCGCCGCCGCCGCCACCGCAGCAGCAUCCGGAGUAGCGGCAUGGUCCAGCUGGGGAAGCUGCUCCGCGUCCUGACUUUGAUGAAGUUCCCCUGCUGCGUGCUGGAGGUGCUCCUGUGCGUGCUGGCGGCGGCGGCGCGCGGCCAGGAGAUGUACGCCCCGCACUCGAUCCGGAUCGAGGGGGACGUCACCCUUGGGGGGCUGUUCCCAGUGCACGCCAAGGGUCCCAGCGGAGUGCCCUGCGGCGACAUCAAGAGGGAGAACGGGAUCCACAGGCUGGAAGCUAUGCUUUAUGCCCUAGACCAAAUCAACAGCGAUCCCAACCUGCUGCCCAACGUAACGUUAGGCGCGCGGAUCCUGGACACUUGUUCCAGGGACACUUAUGCGCUCGAACAGUCGCUCACUUUCGUCCAGGCGCUCAUCCAAAAGGACACCUCCGACGUGCGCUGCACCAACGGCGAGCCCCCGGUUUUCGUCAAGCCAGAGAAAGUAGUUGGAGUGAUUGGGGCUUCGGGGAGCUCCGUCUCCAUCAUGGUAGCCAACAUCUUGAGGCUUUUCCAGAUACCUCAGAUUAGUUAUGCAUCCACGGCUCCUGAGCUCAGUGAUGAUCGGCGCUAUGACUUCUUCUCUCGAGUGGUCCCACCUGAUUCGUUUCAAGCUCAGGCCAUGGUAGACAUUGUAAAGGCCUUGGGAUGGAAUUAUGUGUCUACUCUUGCAUCUGAAGGAAGCUAUGGAGAGAAAGGUGUGGAGUCCUUUACACAGAUUUCCAAAGAGGCAGGUGGGCUCUGCAUUGCCCAGUCCGUGAGAAUCCCCCAAGAGCGCAAAGACAGGACCAUUGACUUUGAUAGAAUUAUCAAACAGCUCUUGGACACUCCCAACUCCAGGGCCGUCGUGAUUUUUGCCAACGAUGAGGAUAUAAAGCAGAUCCUUGCAGCAGCCAAAAGAGCUGACCAAGUGGGCCAUUUUCUCUGGGUGGGGUCAGACAGCUGGGGAUCCAAAAUCAACCCACUGCAUCAACAUGAAGAUAUUGCAGAAGGAGCCAUCACCAUCCAGCCUAAGAGAGCAACUGUGGAAGGGUUUGAUGCUUACUUCACAUCCAGAACUCUUGAAAACAACAGGAGAAAUGUAUGGUUUGCUGAAUAUUGGGAAGAAAACUUCAACUGCAAGUUGACAAUUAGUGGGUCCAAAAAAGAAGACACAGAUCGCAAAUGCACAGGACAGGAGCGAAUUGGAAAAGACUCCAAUUAUGAGCAGGAGGGUAAAGUUCAGUUUGUGAUUGAUGCUGUCUAUGCCAUGGCACAUGCCCUUCAUCACAUGAAUAAGGAUCUGUGUGCUGAUUACCGGGGAGUAUGCCCAGAGAUGGAGCAAGCAGGGGGAAAGAAGUUGUUGAAGUAUAUCCGCAAUGUUAACUUCAAUGGUAGCGCUGGCACCCCAGUGAUGUUUAACAAAAAUGGAGAUGCUCCUGGGCGUUAUGAUAUCUUCCAGUACCAGACAACAAACACCACCAACCCUGGUUAUCGUCUCAUUGGUCAGUGGACAGAUGAACUUCAGCUCAAUAUAGAGGACAUGCAAUGGGGCAAAGGAGUCCGGGAGAUCCCACCCUCUGUGUGCACAUUGCCCUGCAAGCCUGGGCAGAGGAAGAAGACACAGAAGGGAACCCCUUGCUGCUGGACCUGUGAGCCCUGUGAUGGAUACCAGUAUCAGUUUGACGAGAUGACAUGUCAACAUUGUCCCUAUGACCAGAGGCCCAAUGAAAAUCGAACUGGCUGUCAGAACAUCCCCAUCAUCAAACUGGAGUGGCAUUCUCCCUGGGCUGUCAUUCCUGUCUUCCUGGCAAUGUUGGGGAUCAUUGCCACCAUCUUUGUCAUGGCCACAUUCAUCCGCUACAAUGACACACCCAUUGUCAGGGCUUCUGGACGGGAACUCAGCUAUGUUUUAUUGACUGGCAUCUUUCUCUGCUACAUCAUCACAUUCCUAAUGAUUGCCAAACCAGAUGUGGCAGUGUGUUCUUUCCGGCGUGUCUUCUUGGGCUUGGGUAUGUGCAUUAGUUAUGCAGCCCUUUUAACAAAAACCAACCGGAUUUAUCGCAUAUUUGAGCAGGGCAAGAAAUCAGUGACAGCUCCCAGACUCAUAAGCCCAACAUCACAACUGGCAAUCACUUCCAGUUUAAUAUCAGUGCAGCUUCUAGGUGUCUUCAUUUGGUUUGGGGUUGACCCACCCAACAUCAUCAUAGACUAUGAUGAGCAUAAGACAAUGAACCCAGAGCAAGCCAGGGGAGUGCUCAAAUGUGACAUCACAGACCUUCAAAUCAUUUGCUCUUUGGGAUAUAGCAUCCUUCUCAUGGUCACAUGUACUGUGUAUGCCAUCAAGACUCGGGGUGUACCAGAGAAUUUUAAUGAAGCCAAGCCCAUUGGAUUCACUAUGUACACCACAUGUAUCGUUUGGCUUGCCUUCAUCCCGAUAUUUUUUGGCACUGCACAGUCAGCAGAAAAGCUCUACAUUCAAACUACCACACUUACAAUCUCCAUGAACCUAAGUGCGUCAGUGGCGCUGGGGAUGCUAUACAUGCCGAAAGUGUACAUCAUCAUUUUCCAUCCUGAACUCAAUGUCCAGAAACGGAAGCGAAGCUUCAAGGCAGUAGUCACAGCAGCCACCAUGUCAUCAAGGCUGUCACACAAACCCAGUGACAGGCCCAACGGUGAGGCAAAGACAGAACUCUGUGAAAACAUAGACCCAAACAACUGUAUACCACCAGUAAGAAAGAGUGUACAAAAGUCCGUAACUUGGUACACUAUCCCACCAACAGUAUAGCUUUUGACUGCUUCCCAAAAGGCCCCGCUGCAAAAAAGAAGUAUGUCAGUUAUAAUAACCUGGUUAUCUAACCUGUUCC